GCUGGCGGUGACGCGCACGGGCCGGCGUCGGGGCGGCGGUGCUGCUCCCGGAAAGGAGCGGAGCCUCCAGGAAGCCGGUCCCGCGUUGCCGCCGCCACCACCGCGCUGCGGUGGCCGUGAUGUCCUCCGGUCACAGCUUCCCGCUGCCAGGAGCUCCGGCCGCCGAAUCGGGUGCUGCCGAGCAGGAAGUCUCUAACUCCAGGAGGACCCCAUUAUUUCUGUAAUGGUGUGUGAGGACUGACUCCUAGAACGUUGCCUGGCCUUGGACCCAUCAGCAUGGGGAGGAUCGGCAUCUCCUGUCUUUUUCCUGCUUCCUGGCAUUUUAGCAUCUCUCCAGUGGGGUGUCCUCGAAUUCUGAAUACCAAUUUACGCCAGAUUAUUGUUAUUAGUAUCCUGGCUGCUACUGUUUCGCUUUUAUACUUUUCUGUUGUUAUAAUCCGAAAUAAGUAUGGGCGACUCUCCAGAGAUAAGAAGUUUCAAAGGUACUUGGCACGAGUUACUGACAUUGAAGCUACAGACACCAGUAACCCCAAUGUGAACUACGGUAUCGUGGUGGACUGUGGUAGCAGUGGGUCUCGAAUAUUCGUCUAUUGCUGGCCAAGGCACAACGGCAAUCCUCAUGAUCUAUUGGAUAUCAGACAAAUGAGGGAUAAAAACCGGAAGCCAGUGGUUAUGAAAAUAAAACCCGGCAUUUCAGAAUUUGCUACCUCUCCAGAGAAAGUCAGCGAUUACAUUUCUCCACUCUUGAACUUUGCUGCAGAGCAUGUACCACGGGCAAAACACAAAGAGACGCCUCUCUACAUUCUCUGCACAGCUGGAAUGAGAAUCCUUCCUGAAAGCCAGCAGAAAGCCAUUCUGGAGGACCUCCUGACUGAUAUCCCUGUGCACUUUGACUUUCUGUUUUCUGACUCUCAUGCAGAAGUCAUUUCAGGGAAACAAGAAGGUGUGUAUGCUUGGAUUGGCAUUAAUUUUGUCCUUGGACGAUUCGAGCAUAUUGAGGAUGAUGAGGAUGCAGUUGUGGAGGUUAACAUUCCUGGUAGCGAAAGCAGGGAAGCUAUUCUCCGUAAAAGGACAGCUGGUAUUCUGGACAUGGGAGGCGUGUCAACUCAGAUAGCGUACGAAGUUCCCAAAACUGUAAGCUUUGCCUCCUCACAGCAGGAAGAAGUAGCUAAGAACUUGUUAGCUGAAUUUAACUUGGGAUGUGAUGUUCACCAAACCGAGCAUGUGUACCGAGUCUAUGUGGCCACAUUUCUUGGGUUUGGUGGCAAUGCUGCUCGACAGAGAUAUGAAGACCGAAUAUUUGCCAGCACAGUUCAAAAGAACAGGCUUCUGGGGAAACAGACCGGUCUGGCUCCUGAUACUCCAUACCUGGACCCCUGCUUACCCCUAGACAUUAAAGAUGAAAUCCAGCAAAAUGGACAGACCAUGUACCUCCGGGGAACAGGAGACUUUGACCUGUGUCGAGAGACCAUCCAGCCUUUCAUGAAUAAAACGAAUGAGACACAGACCUCCCUCAACGGCAUCUACCAGCCCCCGAUUCACUUCCAGAACAGCGAAUUCUAUGGCUUUUCGGAGUUCUACUAUUGCACUGAAGAUGUGUUACGAAUGGGGGGGGAUUACAAUGCUGCUACUUUUACUAAAGCUGCAAAGGAUUAUUGUGCAACAAAGUGGUCGAUCUUGCGGGAACGCUUUGACCGAGGACUCUACGCCUCCCAUGCCGACCUCCACAGGCUAAAGUACCAGUGCUUCAAAUCGGCCUGGAUGUUCGAGGUGUUUCAUAGGGGCUUUUCGUUUCCUGUCAACUAUAAAAAUUUAAAGACAGCCUUACAAGUUUAUGACAAGGAAGUUCAGUGGACGCUCGGAGCAAUCCUUUACAGGACCCGUUUUUUACCCUUAAGAGAUAUCCAGCAGGAGACCUUCCGGGCCAGUCACGCUCACUGGCGGGGCUUCUCCUUUGUCUACAAUCACUACCUGUUCUCAGGCUGCUUCCUGGUGGUCGUGCUCUCCAUCCUCCUGUACCUGCUGCGGCUCCGGCGCAUUCACAGGCGGGCACCGCGCAGCGCUUCGACUGCCACCCUCUGGCUGGAGGAAGGCCUUCCAUCCCAGAAGAUUGCCGGUACCUUGUGAACGGGAAUUCGAGAGCCCCGCGAGACUUUGUGAAGGAAAAGCCAUUUUUUGCCUCAGGGUUUCUCCUCUUUAUUCUCAUUUGGUUUUGUUUUUCCUUUCCCAAUUUUUGUUCCUUGAAACAAAAACAAAAUCCAUUGUUUGUAAGCUCUGCUGUCCCAGAAGUGUUGCAUUUAGCCAUUUUGCAUACAGCUUUAAAUUGAGGAGCAGGGAAAAGGGAAAAUCACUUCAUUCUUGCUGCAUAGGAUGGCUACCUAAGACUUUGUUUUUCUUUGAGGUAUGUUCAAUUUUAAACAGAUUCACUUUGAUACUGGAGGGAAUGGCAAAGCUGUUUUCCAUCAGAGGAGGUAGCACUGAGAGUGAUGUUUUCUCAGAACCAGAACACGACUGGCUGAAUCAUAGUCCACUUUUUGUCUAUUUCAAAAGCUCUGACCUACACAGGGUGAUGUGUAGUUUUUAUUUAUUGUUCAGAUCUGUCACUGUAUGUUUUCUUUGUAGGCUUAAAAAAUCAAAACCAUUUAUACCCAAGAUAGAAAUAUAGGAACCAGGAGGUAACUAUUUUUAAAAUUGAUAAUCCUGGAAGAUGUGAAAUAAUGACUACAGCAGUGUGUGUGUGUGUGUGUGUGUGUAAGAGAGAAGAAUGUGUGUGUGAGAGAAUGUGUGUGCGAGAAACCGUGUGUGAGAUGUUUUUGUGUAUGUGUGAGAAUGUGAGAGAGUGUGUGUUGAGAGAGAGAAUAUGUGUUGAGAGAAUAUGUGAGUGAAUGUGUGUGUGAGAGAUGUUUUUGUGUGUGUGUGAGAAUAGAAUGUGUGUGUGUGUGAGAGGGAGAGAGAGAAAUGAUAAGAUGAGAGAAUGCAUUGCUCUUUCUUUUAAAAACACACACAUGUAGAAAAAUCCCCAUUACCAUUGUCUUUCAUGACCACAGUAAUGACUUUCUCAUUCCCACCUUUCAGCAGCCCUAGAAUAUUAUGUCCUUGAGUUGGAAAACUCAUCAAGUUUCACUGGUCUCAAGGUCAUGAGAACUGGAGCUAGAGCCUGCUGACAGGCACGUCAGCAUUUCUUAGUGGUACAUUUUUGCUGGUUUAAUGUGCUCCAGUUUCUUCCAACUUCAAGUUGGUGUUCCCCUCCCUAAUGAAAAAUGGUCGCAGCAGUUUUAUCUUGGAGACCCCAUACUUAGCUUGACCGGUUGUCUUUAUUACAGGCACAGCUGAGGCUGUGGUGGUAAUGCCACUGUAAAUCCUGACUAAGAGAAGGGCCUGACCUUAAUACAAGAAAUAAACUCACAGUUUGAGAAAACAAGUUCAACAUUUUAAACAGAAACCUAAAGAGAGCAACUGGAUUGGCUUAUGUGAGAUUGGUUGUUUUUCACCUAUUUAGUUUAGAGGCUUUGGGAAUUCUCAUACCUAGUUUUUUUUAGGUGAAGUUCUUUUUGUGAGUGUGUGUGUAUAUGCAUGCUAUUUCUUAAUCCCAGAACAGUUAAAUUCGUCUGUUUGGUAGCAAAUGUGUAUUUUGAGAAUCAACAGCUGCUUCUCCAGACAGUAUUCAUUAGAAAAAGGAUUCAGAUCCUGAAGCCCUUAUUUAACUUUUAAAAAAUUGGGUUUUACUUAAUGUUUAUUAACUAUUUAAAACAGGGCAUAUAUCAUAUAUAUAUUGAUGACUUGAAAAGAUCACAAAUAUAUAAAAGAAAUGCAGAUUCUCUUACUCUGCUCUUCAGAGUGAAUAUUCCAACAGUGAGAAAGUUAUUGGUAGAAUCUUUGUCUCUCAGCUCUCCAGAAGGAUGGAGGAGCUCGGUGGCCGUACAGCCUCUGGUGUGUGCUCUCGUGUCAGGGAGGAGGGAGAUAAAUGUCCCUGUGGAAGACCCAGAUUCCGAAACGCUGGUCUCCAGCUUUUAAAGUGCUUGGUCCCUGGUAAACACUGUUCCUUAUCAAGACCCAGCCACACACGGGCAGUGUUGUAGAUACCCCAGGAGUAGAGUGAGCUGGCAUGCUUCCCCUUGAAUCCUCGGACGGGGCCUGUUCUGUGGACUGUGGGUGGCAUCAGUGGUGAAGAGGAAGUGUGUUUACACUUGAGCUUUCCUGCCGCCAACCAUUGGGCGUAGUAAGUAACCUGGAAAUGAAACUCUUCAGACACCUGGAGUAUGUGAUUUUGCCUUAAAACCAGGCAAGGGUUAGCCAGCAUAGGCCUAAAUUUAAAUGGGCUUUAAUUAAGACUUACUACCAUAAAUAGCCACCUUUUAAGUAAACAGUGCCAAUUUGGUCCAGCUCUGUACCGUCUGGGGAGCAGAAUGGAGACAAACAGGAGUUCUGCUUUAUGCCUGGUCUAAGGAUCCCUGGGCAAGGACCUACCUCACUGUCCAAAAGAAAUCCCAAAUCAGGGUUCCAAGGCCCAGACAGCCUUAUACUUUACAUAGUUAAGUGCCCAUGUUCCCCUGCCAAAGAACUCCUUGGCAAACUAUUGGCCACAGGGAACAUCUAGAAGACUCUUGAGCUGCGAAUGGUUUUUCAAUUCUGAAAGGGUUAUUAAAGAAAAAAAGGGAAGAAUAUGCAACAGAGACUAUGUGUGACCUGUAGAGCCUAAAAUACUUAUUAAAUGUCCCUUUAUGGACAAACGUCCUGUUAAGACGUUCGCUGACCCCUGCACGGACAGUCUCGUUCAAGAAAGAAUAUGCAUUGGCAUUCUCUUAAUUCAGGACGCUAGUUACCAUUUGUGGGCAUGGAAAGACAGGCAAGAGAAGAGACCAAAUUUCAAUCUUAAAAUAUGUGAGUAUGCACCAGAAUUCCACUUCAUCUUUCCCUUUAUUUUCAAGAUCCGUUUUCUCUUAAGCCAGCAAACAUGCCCUCCCUGACAGAUUUAAAAAGUGCUGUUCGGGAGGGCCCACCAUGUGGUGCUGAGAGGCCUGUGGUCUCAAGAGGUUCACACGUGGCUCUUUCUGAUGCCGCAGAGGGCCAGGCUGCGAGGCAAGGAUGGGAGGAGCUUAAUUCAGGAGGAGAAGAAUUCAUAUCAAUUAAGGGCUGGCCAGAAAGGCAGGGAACUGGGAAUGCUUGGAAUAGGAAGCAAAAGAAAUUGGACCGGUGGAAACUUGCUAAGAGCCUUGUGGAAGAGGAGGUGGAGCAAGAUGGCAGAGGAGUAGGAGACCUGGAUUUCGUCUGGUCCCAGGAAUUCAGCUGGAUAGGGAUCAAACCAUUCUGAACACCUACGAACUCAAUAGGAGUUCGAAGAAAGGAAUAGCAACAACUCUGAACAGAAAAGCGACUGCUUUCUGGAAGGUCUUUUCUGAUUUGUUGAGUGUAUAUUUUCUGGGGACAUUGUUACCCUGUUAGCAUUUUGUUCUCUCAUUCAUCUAUUCUCCUCUGGACAAAAUGACAAGACGGAAAAAUCACCUCAACAAAAAGAACAAGAGGCAAUACCGACUGCCAGGGACCUAAUCAAUACGGACAUUAGUAAGAUGUUGGAACUAGAGUUCAGAAUGAUGAUUUUAAAGAUACUAGCUGGGCUUGAAAAAAGCAUGGAAGUUAUUAGAGAAACCAUUUCUGGAGAAAUAAAAGAACUAAAAUCUAAUCAAGUCGAAAUAAAAAAGGCUAUUAAUGAGGUGCAAUCAAAAUUGGAGGCUCUAACUGCUAGGAUAAAUGAGGCAGAAGAGGGAAUUAGUGAUAUAGAAGACCAAAUGAUGGAAAAUAAAGAAUCUGAGAAAAAGAGAGAUAAACAACUACUGGAUCACGAGGGCAGAAUUCGAGAGAUAAGCUAUACCAUAAGACAAAACAAAAUUAAAAUAAUUGGGAUCCCAGAAGAAGAAGAAAGAGAGAGAGGGGCAGAAGGUAUAUUGGAGCAAAUUAUAGCAGAGAACUUCCCUCAUUUGGGGAAGGAAACAGGCAUCAAAAUCCAGGAAGCACAGAGAACCACUCUCAAAAUCAAUAAAAAUAGGGCAACACCCCGACAUUUAAUAGUAAAACUUACUAGUCUCAGAGACAGAGAAAAUCCUGAAAGCAGCUCAGGAGAAGAGAUCUGUAACCUACAAUGGUAGAAGCAUUAGAUUGGCAACAGACCUAUCCACGGAGACCUGGCAGGCAAGAAAGGACUGGCAUGAUAUAUUCAGAGCACUAAAGGAGAAUAAUAUGCAGCCAAGAAUACUAUAUCCAGCCAGGCUGUCAUUGAAAAAAGAGCCUUGUGGAAGAAAAACGCUCUCUGUUGAGCCUUGCUAGAAGUGCUACAGGCAACACUGUUGUCCCAUCCUCGUGCCGUGUGAUGCUUCUUGCUAAACCUCCCGAGGACGCGAGCGAAGAUUUUACAGUCCACUGAGGGACAUCACAGUAAGAGAACAAAUAUACCCAUUUUGUACCAGUGCUUUUUGCAUAUUUCCACCCUAAACUACUGGCAUUAGGCCUGGGGGUAAGCUGGAGAAGCUGCCUGCUGCUAGUCCUGGCUCCCCCCUGCGCCCCGCUCCCCCACCCCCCAGAGCCUGGGAAGGUCGCUUGUUCACCACCCAUUGUCCACACCUGCGCACUCAUGCAAGCUCUAGAUUGACAGAUACUUAAGUUUUAAAGAUCAGGCCCGCAUAGUUUUCUUUAGAAGAAGCAUGCGUCACUUAGGAAGCUCGGAAAGGCAAAUGUGUUUUCUAAACUUAAAAAAAAAAAAAAAAAAAAUCAGCUUUAGGAUUUUGUGUGGUUAUGUGCAAUGCAGCAAAACUACCUACAUGUAAAUUAUUUUGUUAUUUAUUUCUACUUCCGUGUUUCAUUUUUUAUGGUACUGAUUUUCCUGUUCAGUAAUGAAUGAUGUGACCAACCCAGGAGAAUUCUUUGUUCUGUUACUGAGAUGAUAUUUUACAGUUAGGAAUUAUAAAAACUAAGAUUUUUAAAUGUUUUUUUUUAAUUAUUAUUUAAAUGAUGUUUUCCAUUCAAAGUAAGAAUAAUCAUCUUUGGGGUAUUGUGGUGUCAUAUCAUUUUCCAUGUUCGGCCACUUCAUGUUACCACACUUACACACAGAUGAGUGUCGAGAACCAAUAAAAUGAAAGCUCAUCCGCUCGUCCAGAGACUCUGUGUGAGCUUGCUUUCUUAUGACUGAAAUAGAUUUUUCUCUGCUGUUCGAAUCUUGUUACCUGUUAGAAUGCUUAGUUGAACCUGAAUCUAAAUUCAGUACAAUAAAUCGUCCGAGUCUGA
Messenger RNA from Mirounga angustirostris (Northern elephant seal), 7275 nucleotides. It is a transcript of the gene ENTPD4, whose product is annotated as ectonucleoside triphosphate diphosphohydrolase 4. Lineage: Eukaryota; Metazoa; Chordata; Mammalia; Carnivora; Phocidae. Gene Ontology annotation, cellular component: Golgi apparatus. The coding region runs from base 277 to 2127 and encodes 616 amino acids. Gene Ontology annotation, molecular function: GDP phosphatase activity; UDP phosphatase activity. The transcript has 13 exons. Gene Ontology annotation, biological process: UDP catabolic process. The record is from RefSeq and is a predicted model, not a curated record.